UUGAAACACGCCCUUUUAAAAACAAUCACCCCGCCCACCCGCCCGUAAAAACAAUUACCCCGCCCGCCGUAAAAACAAUUGCCCCCCCGUCCGUAAAAACAAUUGCCCCUCCCGCCGUAAAAACAAUUACCCCGCCC
Cetraspora pellucida is the source of this 137-nucleotide messenger RNA. The record is from the annotation of a GenBank genome assembly. Lineage: Eukaryota; Fungi; Glomeromycota; Glomeromycetes; Diversisporales; Gigasporaceae.